CAUGGAGGCUAAACACCAAUCAGAACUGGAGGAAAAGAACAGAAGAAUCAAGGAUUUAGAGGAGAGAAUCAGGAACAUGUCACAAGGUGCUGAAAUGGAGUGCUCCAGCACAGAGUGCAUAAGGGUGGUGCUGAUUGGGAAAACUGGAAAUGGGAAGAGCGCCUCUGCAAACACUAUCCUGGGCAGAGAUGAAUUUGAGUCUGAAUCCAGCACUGAUUCUGUGACAACAGUUUGCAAGAAGGCAGUCGGCAAAGUUGAUGCAAUAACAGUUUCUGUGGUGGACACACCUGGCCUUUUUGACACAAAAUUGUCUAAUGAAGAUGUUCAGCAAGAGAUAGUGAAAUGUGUUUCCCUGUCAGCUCCUGGACCCCAUGUGUUUAUCAUAGUGUUGAGUGUCGGGAGAAUCACACAGGAGGAGCUGGACACUUUGGACCUCAUAGAGAAAACCUUUGGUCCACGGGCAGGAAUGUUCUGCUUAGUUCUGUUUACUAGAGGAGAUGACUUGAAAAAGAAAUCAAUUCAAGAUUACAUUGGGAAAAGCACGAAUGCCAAACUGAAGAAACUGAUCAGAGAUUGUGGAGACAGAUUCCAUGUCUUCAACAACAACAACAACAAUAACCGCACACAGGUCACUGAGCUUCUUACGAAGAUGAACAAAAUGGUGUUCAUGAACAAGGGCAGUUUCUACACCAAUGAGAUGUUCCAGGAGGCAGAGGCAGCCAUUAAACAAAAACAGGAAGCAAUACUGAAGGAGAAAGAGACGGAGAUAAAGGCUGACAUGGAGAAACUGAAGGUCAGCCAUGAAACAGACAUGGAAAAGAUGAAGUCAAAGUUGGAAGAGGAGAGAUUGAAAGUUCAGGAGGAAAGACAGCUGAGAGAAAACAUGUUGAGAGAGAGAGAAGAAGCUAUUAGAAAAGAACAUGAAGACAAGGAGAAAGCAGAGAAGGAAGAAAGAGAGUUGGAGGUCAAAAAAAGGGAAGAAGAUGAAAAGUUGGAAAAAGAAAUAUGGGACACGGAAAAAGAGAUACAAACUCAGGAAAUAAAGUUGAAAAACCUCCAAAGAGAAAAGGAAGAAGAAUAUAAAAUGAGGAUGGAAAAACUGAGAAAAGAAGAGAACGUCAGAGAAGAACAGCUUCAAAAUCAAGAAAGGAAGUUUGAUAAACUAAAAAGGGAACAGGAGGAAGAAAUUAAAAGGAGAGAGAAAGAAGAGGAUGAGAGGAGAAAGAAGGAAGAGAAAGUAAGACAAGAGUGGCAAAGCAAAAUAGAGGAAGCAGAGAAAGGUCAAACAGAACUCCAAGAGGUCAUGCGUAGAGAAAAAGAGGAAUGGGAGGAACAAUUGAAGAAAGAAAGAGACAGACAACAGGAAGAAGAAAGGCUGAGGAGACAGAAGGAGGUAGAAACUCUUGUAGAACAAGAGAAAAAACAGAGGAGAUUGAGAGAGGAGUCUGAGGGCCUUACGACAGAGAGGGGGUCUGGCAGUGGAAUCCUCUCUGCGUGCUUUGCACGAAUGGUAGGUCCCAAAGGGAAGGUGAUAGGAAUUGACCACAUCAAGGAACUAGUAGAUGAUUCUAUAACCAAUGUAAAGAAAGAUGACCCCAGCUUGAUAACAUCAGGUAGAAUAAAACUAAUCGUGGGAGACGGCCGGAUGGGCCAUCCAGAGGAGGCGCCUUACGAUGCCAUCCACGUGGGCGCGGCAGCACCCAACGUGCCACAAGCACUCCUGGAUCAGCUGAAGCCAGGCGGCAGGCUGAUUCUACCCGUGGGGCCGGCCGGAGGGAACCAGAUGCUGGAGCAGUACGACAAACUGGAGGACGGCAGCACCAAGAUGAAGCCCCUGAUGGGGGUGAUUUACGUGCCUUUAACAGACAAAGAGAAGCAGUGGUCCAGGGAUGAACUUUGAGGCGACAAACUGUCCAUAUACCACAUUUUCAAUGUGAGCCUGGAGGAGACGACUUUGGGUUCCAACAACAGCCAUUGGAAUUCAAAACAUAAACCAUGGUGAUUUUGUUUUCUUUAUCAUGCUGAGGAAUAACCCCUGAGGUUGGGAAAAAUACUGUUAGAGAUUGAACAGAAGAAAGUGUCGGGGUUAGUCUUUUUUUCAGGCCUGCAUUUUUUMGGGGGGUUGUGAAUUUUUCCUUUUGAUUUGCUGCAGGAUUUUGAGUUUUUUGAAAUUUUUACAUUUUGGUUACAUCCGUGAGUUGCAAUCAACCAUUUCAACAAUAAUGCAUUUCAGCUCCAUCAAAGCUGAGUGUGAAGAGGUUGCCAGACUGAUCUGAUAAGGAAAGCCUGAGUUGAUGAGAUUAUUCACCCACUUGCUACCGAUUUUGCAUCUGAAGAUCUGAUUGUAGAUAUCUGUACUGCUCUGCUAACAUAUCACCCCCCCACACAGUAUUUAAACAGGCACACGCAGGCUGCACAAAUGGCUACUCUAUCCCACAUCCAGUUGUUUGACAUGCAGCACAUGACACUAAAUGGCAUUAAAGAAAGGACUAUUACACCUAGAUUUACUUGUACAGUUGGAUACAGGCAAAAGCCAAACCACAACACUCUACAACAAGAGUGGAGUACUUCCACAUGGUUUCAAUGACAACAUUGUGUGCAGGCUUUACUGAUGACCGACACUAAAUGAAAUAGCCGGUGCUUUGCCAAAAUAAGCCUCAAUGCAAAGAAAAUGAAUGUCUGUUGUUUUUUAAAAACAUGGAAUUAAAAAGCACAUUUAUUUUGGAUGGUCCAUGGCUUUCACAAUUUCUGGAAUGGCAAAAAUGAAAAUAAAGAGAUGCUUAUGUUUUUGUC
This is a messenger RNA of Salvelinus sp. IW2-2015, 2793 nucleotides long. RefSeq names its product protein-L-isoaspartate(D-aspartate) O-methyltransferase-like. The record is from RefSeq and is a predicted model, not a curated record. Gene Ontology annotation, cellular component: cytoplasm. Lineage: Eukaryota; Metazoa; Chordata; Actinopteri; Salmoniformes; Salmonidae. Gene Ontology annotation, molecular function: protein-L-isoaspartate (D-aspartate) O-methyltransferase activity. Gene Ontology annotation, biological process: protein modification process.